Messenger RNA from Xenopus laevis (African clawed frog), 2007 nucleotides. RefSeq names its product 3-hydroxyacyl-CoA dehydratase 3 S homeolog (gene hacd3.S). The transcript has 11 exons. Gene Ontology annotation, molecular function: very-long-chain (3R)-3-hydroxyacyl-CoA dehydratase activity; 3-hydroxyacyl-CoA dehydratase activity. Gene Ontology annotation, cellular component: endoplasmic reticulum membrane. Lineage: Eukaryota; Metazoa; Chordata; Amphibia; Anura; Pipidae. Gene Ontology annotation, biological process: very long-chain fatty acid biosynthetic process; sphingolipid biosynthetic process; fatty acid elongation. The record is from RefSeq and is a predicted model, not a curated record. The coding region runs from base 110 to 1189 and encodes 359 amino acids.
GUUUUUGAAGUUCCGCCUCUGGGUGGUGUAACGAGUGGCCGGCUGAACCUUCAGAUUGUUCUAGCAGCGGCAGCACCUGGAGAGAAAGCGACCCUAGGCUACCGGCGGAAUGAGCCUGACACCGCACGUGUUCUGGGCACAAAGGCACCACGAGCUGUACCUGCGGGUGGAGCUGAGCGAUGUGCAGAACCCAGACAUCACUAUCUCUGACAAUGUACUUCAUUUUAAAGCCCAAGGACAUGGAGCUAAAGGAGUCAAUAUAUAUGAGUUUUCCUUGGAAUUCUUUGAACCUGUAAAGCCAAAGUUUACACAGAGACCAACUCAGCGGCAGGUUGCCAUCACUGUAAAGAAGAGCGAGAAGCUUUGGUGGCCACGGCUCAUCAAAGAAGAGCGCAAGCCUCGUUUCCUAGCCCCAGACUUUGAUCGCUGGCUAGAUGAAUCAGAUGCAGAAAUGGAGCUGCGAGAGAAGGAAGAAGAACGAAUAACGAAAAUUAGAACAGAGUCUAGAAAACGAGAAGACCCUUUCCUGUACGUGAAGCGUGGCUAUUUAUUCAUGUAUAACCUUGUGCAGUUCUUGGGAUUUUCCUGGAUUUUUGUUAACAUGACGGUUCGACUUUUCAUUCUUGGACAAGACUCGUUUUAUGAUACAUUUAAUACCAUGGGCGAUAUGAUAUAUUUCUGUCAGACUCUGGCUAUUUUGGAGAUUAUCAAUCCCUUAAUUGGAUUGGUGAAAACAGGAGUCGCACCAGCAUUGAUCCAGGUUUUGGGUAGGAAUUUCAUAAUUUUUUUCAUCCUCGGGCAACUGGAUGAAAUGCAGACUAAAGCCAUAGUCUUCUUCAUAUUGUACCUGUGGAGCUCAAUAGAAAUUUUCAGGUACCCAUUCUACAUGCUGGCUUGUCUAGACACAGAGUGGAAGCUGUUAACGUGGAUCAGAUACACAAUUUGGAUCCCACUUUACCCCCUUGGAGCACUGGCAGAAGCUGUGUCUAUUAUCCAGGCAAUCCCCAUCUUUAAUGAGACCGGAAGAUUCAGUUUUCGGCUGCCUCUACCCAUAGAACUUACUGUCAGCUUCUCUGUAUUUCUUGUUGUUUACCUAGUUCUGUUAUUUCUGGGACUUGCCAUCAAUCUACGGCAUUUACUGAAACAGAGACGUCGGCGUUUGGGCAGCAGGAAGAGAAAAAUGCAAUAAAUGGCCAACAGUAUGUUCACUGCACUGGAAACAUCACCCAAGGACAUAACUAGUGGUGUCUGUAACCACUCAGAGUCUAAUUCUUCAUUGCACCCUACUCUCACAUUCCUCUUCUUUCCCUGCACUGCAUCCCCUUUAAAGAUGUACUUAUCCAAUCUUCAUGUUUCCAGAACAUUGAAAACUGGUGUAAGGAUCUUCAGCAGAAACCUUCCUCCUUCUGGUGUGUCAGUCAGGUGUAUCAUUUUACAGCCAUGGCAUUAGCUUACAGUAAAGGCCACUCUAACAGGCACAGCUGCAGUCAGUAUUCCCAUUGGCUGAGGCCAUAACUCAGGGCAUGGGUGGCCAUGGAGGUAAUUUUUAAUUUAAUAAUUCUGACAGAUAAGAAUCUCGGUAGAUAUGUGCUCAGUAGGUUACUAUGGUACCAAUAUAAGAUAUCUUGUUUUUUUUGCCACAUAUUUAAAUAAUUACAGUAUGUAAGUAAGGGCAGCUUAUAAUGUCCUGUUUCUCAGACCUGGUCACCAAACGGUUACAAUUUCCUUCAAAAUAGUGAGUUUAGUUCCUGCUGCUUUGCCUUUAUUAGCCAGCUUCAGUUAAGGGAACUACAGCUGAAAAAAAGGAAAAAAAACUUAUUUUUUUGUUAGAUAAGUCACUAACUAGAAAUAGCAGCCCCUAUAGGGGGAUACACGACUCACAAUCCGUUCUGUAAUGUUUUUAUUAGAAAAAAAAUUCAAAAGUUUUCCCAUUCUUUUUAUUACACAUGGCAUUGUUUGUUUUUUUUUUCCUCCACGAAGAAUAAUAAAAAUGUUUUAUUCUGGAAA